AUGUAUGAUAGUGUCAUGUCUGAAGAAGUUGAUAUGAAUGUUAAAAAUGAGGAAGAUGUUGGCGUGAAAGUAGAACACGUUGAUUGCUUUGAUGCCUUAAAUACUUCUCAAUUAUUUACUAAUCGUGAUGAAGUUUUACAUUGGGUUCGAUCGGUGGCUCAUGACAUUGGAUUUGUUGUCGUGAUAAUGAGGUCAGACACCAAUACUGGUGUUAGAGGAAGGGCCUCAUUUCUGUUAAUAGCUUGCGAAAGGAGUGGUGAGUAUAGGCCUAAGAAGAAUGAUUUGAUAAGAACAUGCACGGACAGUAGAAAAAGUGGAUGCCCGUUUAAGUUGCGUGCAAAGGUUGAGAGUGCUCAUUGGUCGUUAAAGAGACUCCUACAAAACUCCCUUGGUGACGCAUGCGGUGUUUUGGAAGCAAUGAACAACAUGAUGACACUUCAACACACCCAGAUUAAAGCAUCUUUUGAGACAAGUACGCACGUGGUUGGGCAUGUGUUUAAAGUUACCUUGUACAAAAAACUACUUGGCAUGGUAUCAAGGUACGCUUUAAAUGAAAUUAUUGCUGAGUAUGAGCCUGAUUCUAUUGAAAACAUUAUUGAUGUCAAAGUGGAUGGUAACUAUGGUUAUAGGGCAAUAGCUGCCUUAUUGGGUAUGGGUGAAGAAUCAUGGUCAUUGGUGCGCAACCAUUUGCAUAAAGAACUGACAAGCUGGUCGGAAGAGUAUAUCGACCUGCUUGUGGUGGCAUAG
Molecule: messenger RNA, 747 nt
Organism: Glycine soja
Lineage: Eukaryota; Viridiplantae; Streptophyta; Magnoliopsida; Fabales; Fabaceae
Exons: 4
Coding region: 1-747 (248 amino acids)
Molecular function (GO): DNA-binding transcription factor activity, RNA polymerase II-specific
Source: RefSeq, a predicted model, not a curated record